CUCCAGUCCUUAUUCAUGACGGGAUACCAAUUCCGAUCGUUCUCCCAUUUUAAACAUCUUUUCAAGUUAUGUAAAUUACGUUUGUAUGGUGAAUUAAAGAAGCAUCCCGAGUCUUGUGAAUUCCCACCAAACCUCAUCAAGCUCACCUUGAGAGACUCCCAUUUAAGGCAAUACCCACUUGCUAUGUUGGAGAAGCUGAAAAACCUUCGCAUUCUCAAAUUGCUGGAAUAUUCGUUCGUUGGAGUGGAAAUGGCUUGUUCUGCACAAGGGUUUCCUCGACUUGAAUACUUACUUCUUGAACGGUUAUAUCAAUUAAAGGAGUGGAGGGUGGAGGAAGGCUCGAUGCCAUGUCUUUUACAUUUGCGGAUCAGUUACUGCCAACAAUUGAAGAAGCUUCCUGAAGAAAUUGGAGCUGCGGUACAUGUCCAAAGAAUUCAAUUUCUCGCGGCAGCUGGUGCACAUAUCCUCUGUUCAUUCAGUCCGGGUCAGCAGAAUCAGUAUCUGGUUUUGAUAUUGCAGCCAAGCUUCCAUUCCUAUCAGUGUACUUCAGCAGCAGCUACCUGUCUUUGCUGCUCCCAGCAUGCGUGGAGCCCUUUUCAUCAAUGGAUUGAGCCUGCUCUGUUUUUUAAUGGGAGACCCGCUCUGUCCACUCAUGUUCUGCUGGUUCUCGAUCCUGAUGAUAGGAGGGUCUGUCACUUUCCUUCUCUUCUUUCUCCGAUGAGAGCUUGUAGUUGGUUCUGUGCUGAAGCAGUUUAUAUUGUAAUUGCUGCAGUUCUUUUUAAACUUGCAAAAAGAACUCAAGAGAAGGAAAGUUCUGAUCUGAAUUUCUUUCCUGUGAGAGAAAAGGGUGACGAAAAAAUGACCAUUGUAGAGUUCGUUGUCACGUUCCUUCUCCAAAAACUCAGUGACCAGCUCAUUCAAGAAGUCAUUUUCAUACAUGGGGUUCGCGAUCAAGUUGAAUGGCUCCAGGCAGAAUUUAGGCGGAUGCAAUGCUUCUUGAAAGACGCAGACGUCAAACAAGAAACAGAUGAAAGAGUGAAGAAUUGGGUCCGGGACGUGAGAGAUGUUGCAUAUGAUGCUGAAGAUCUCAUCGACAACUUCAUUUUCAAGAUAGAGACGUUGAGGCCGAGAGGAUUUGUUGGCCACAUUAGCAGGUAUGCUUUCUUCUGCAAUGAGUGGAUAGUUCUCUACAAGGUGGGGUCGGAUAUUGAAUCGAUAAAAAAUAAAAUCCGUUCUAUCUCCGAAAGUAGGUCGACUUAUGGAAUUGAAAAUAUAGGCCAGGGAGCAGGAACAAGCUCCGCCAGUCCCAGCCUCCAAGAAUGGAGGCUCACUUCUCCUCUUUCUCAAGAACCAGAUUUUGUUGGUUUUGAGAAAGAUUUGGAGAUAUUGGUGUACAGAUUGACAGAAAGCGAGCUGCGUCGUUGUGUUGUUUCUGUAGUUGGAAUGGGUGGUCUCGGUAAAACGACGCUUGCCAAGAAAGUUUAUAACGAUGCCCAUGUCGAGAAACAUUUUUACUCUCGUGCUUGGAUUUCUAUAUCACAAGAGUAUGGUUUGAGAGAUCUUCUUCAGAACAUCAUAAAUUGUUAUAUGGUGUUCUCAGAAGAGGAGCUCAAGAAAAUGAAUGUCUUUCAGCUGAGGCAUAAAAUUUCAGAGUAUUUGCAAAAUAAGAGAUACCUGAUGGUAUUAGAUGAUAUAUGGACAAACCAAGCAUGGGAUGAUCUUAAGGAUGCUUUCCCUGAUAUGAAUAAUGGAAGUAGGAUCAUGCUCACCACCCGUAAAAAAGACGUAGCUUUACAUGCAGAUGUGCGAAGUGUACCGUAUGAAUUACGAUUUUUGGAAGCAGAUGAGAGCUGGGAAUUGUUCGGUAGGAAAACAUUCUCAAGACAAGAUAUUGUCUGUCCUCGUGAUUUGGAGGAGUUGGGAAGAGAGAUUGUGAAAAAAUGCCAUGGUCUACCUCUUGCCAUCGUAGUCAUUGGAGGGCUCUUAUCAAGAAAAGAACCAUGGGAAUGGGAGCAUGUGCUAAAGAGCAUUAGCUGGCAAUUUAUUCAUGGGGAAGUCGAAAUCUUCAAGAUAUUAUCUUUCAGCUAUAAAGAUCUGCCUUAUCACUUGAAACCAUGUUUUCUCUACUCAGGCAUUUUUCCAGAAGACUAUGAAUUCAGUGCUAAGAAACUGAUUCGAUUGUGGGCCGCGGAAGGGUUCCUACAACAGAGAGGGGAUGAAAACGUAGAGGAGGUAGGAGAAGAUUGUCUAAAAGAGUUGAUUCAACGAAGUAUGAUUCAACUCGCUAAAAGAAGUUCAAGUGGGGGUAUUAAAAGCUGCCAUAUUCAUGAUCUUCUGCGCGAUCUUUCCGUAUCAGAAGCAAAGCAAGAUAAGUUUCUUCAAGUUCAUGGUGAGAAUGUGAAUGCUCUAUCCACAUCUACCGCCCGUCGACUUGCAAUUCACCAUAAUGCCUUAAGUGAGUACACUUCCUUGAAAUCAUCCACUCCACGCCCUCGAUCUGUGUUGAUCCACACCCAAGUCGAUGCAAGGCUCGAAAGGAAACAAGAGAAGUUUCUUUACAAAGGCUUUAAAUUGCUGAGGGUGUUAGAUCUUCACAAUGUAGCAAUCAAAAAGCUACCGAGUGAGAUAGGUGCAUUGAUCCACUUGAGGUACCUUGGGUUUACUAGCACUUGGUUAGAAAGGCUUCCAUCAUCGAUAGGAAAUCUUCGCAAUUUACAAACAUUGAUUCUAACAUCUUUUCAUAACAUCAAAGUACCCAGCACAAUAGAGAAAAUGCAAGAAUUACGACAUUUCCAUGUGAAGAGCGCAGGUAAUGAGGCUUUUAAUGUAAGUUGGGGUGUGAUAGAAGGGUAUCCGCGACUCAACCAGAUUAGCAAUCUCCACACUCUAACACAUGUAAAGGCUGGAAAAUGGAUGGAGGGUUGCUUGGGAAAGCUCACAAAUCUCAGAAAAUUAGGAAUACGUUUAGAUUCUGAAGGAGAGUAUGAUAGAGUAUUUUUUGAAUCCGUUGUGAAAUUGGAGUUCCUGCAGUCCUUAUUUGUGACAGGAUCGAAAUUCCCAUCGUUGGUGCUUUUCCAAAGUCUUCUCAAGUUAAUUAAAUUGCGGUUGCAUGGAGAAUUAGAGAAGCUUCCUGAAUCUUCUGAAUUCCCGGAAAAUCUCACCAAGCUCACCAUGAGAGACUCCCAUUUAAAGCAAGACCCACUGGUGAUGUUGGAGAAGCUGGAAAACCUUCGCAUUCUCAAAUUGCUGGAAUAUUCGUAUGAUGGAAAGGAAAUGGUUUGUGCUACACAAGGGUUUCCUCGACUCGAAUACUUACAUCUUGAACGGUUAUAUCAAUUGAAGGAGUGGAGAGUGGAGGAAGGAUCGAUGCCAAGUCUUUUACAUUUACGGAUCGAUUGCUGCCAGGAAUUGAAGAUGCUUCCGGAAGGACUGCAGCAUGUGAAUACCCUCAAGAAAUUGGAGUUGUUGAACAUGCCCAAUGACUUCAUUGAAAGGCUUCGAGGAGAAGACGGAGGAGAGGAUUCUUAUAAGAUUCAGCACAUACCCUCCAUCAACAUAUGCUAGAGGGCAACAUUCUAAGCACUCGGACUUUCUCUCGUGAGCUACAUUGGGCAUUGAUCAACAUAUUAGGAGCUUCUAUCUGUAAGAUUUUAUUUUUUUUUAGCAUCUUCCAUCCAUGGGAGAGCCUAUACUAUCAAAGUUUGGAUCUCAUGCACUAGGAACUUGUACUUCCUGUUUCAUCCAUGAUUAGUUUUUAAGGUUAGGUAUAUACUUCAAUUUAUUUUAUAGAUUUGGCAACUAAAUUCUAGCAUAUAACGUUUAGGUUUUAAUCACAAAUUUGAUUUCCAAACAUUUUUUUCACAGCAAAGAUCGUGGUGACCUGCACGUGCAAAGUGACUAAACGAAGUGAAGAAUAGUGGAUUGGUGACUACAUGGUGAUGAGAUGUUUGGAUGAUAUUUUCUAAUUGUAUCUUGAGGAUUUAUGUAUUUUUGUUACAAAUCUUUUAAUAUGGUACCAUGUGCUACUAUUCAUUAUAUGUUUUGUACUUCAAUUCACACAAACGGUCACUUAAUGUUUGAUUUAUUCACUGUAUGCACUGUUUUCCUGUAAUAUGUUAGUUGAAAAUUGAAAUAGAAUGCAAUUUUUGUACA
Molecule: messenger RNA, 4152 nt
Organism: Magnolia sinica
Lineage: Eukaryota; Viridiplantae; Streptophyta; Magnoliopsida; Magnoliales; Magnoliaceae
Product: probable disease resistance RPP8-like protein 2
Exons: 5
Coding region: 16-3564 (1182 amino acids)
Biological process (GO): defense response to other organism
Molecular function (GO): ADP binding
Source: RefSeq, a predicted model, not a curated record